AUGGAGAUGGAAUGGUGGAUUAGCGCCUCAAAGAAGGCAUUUAAUGUGCUCAAGUGCACGGAUGUGCAAAAGCUGAUAUGUGCGGGUUAUGAGCUACAAAAUGAGGCUGAAGCCUGGUGGAAGGCUACUAAGCCAAAUCUGAAAACUGCUCAUCUAAAUCCCAUAUGGGAGCAAUUUAAAGAAGUCUUCUUCAAGAACUACUUCCCGGAGAGCUUUAGGGAGAGGAAAGAAGCUGAGUUCUCUGCAUUGGUACAAGGAAGCAAGUCAGUGUUGGAUUAUCAACAAAGGUUUGAAGAUCUGUACCAUUUUUCUCCAGAGCACCCAAAAGGGGAAGUUAGCAAGACGAAGAAGUUCGAGAAGGGGCUUAAACCUGAGAUUGGAUCAGUUCUAUCAGUUAUGGACAUCCGGGACUAUGCUUAG
Messenger RNA from Telopea speciosissima, 420 nucleotides. RefSeq lists its product as uncharacterized. The transcript has a single exon. The record is from RefSeq and is a predicted model, not a curated record. Lineage: Eukaryota; Viridiplantae; Streptophyta; Magnoliopsida; Proteales; Proteaceae. Bases 1 to 420 code for a protein of 139 amino acids.